Molecule: messenger RNA, 1233 nt
Organism: Ostrinia nubilalis (European corn borer)
Lineage: Eukaryota; Metazoa; Arthropoda; Insecta; Lepidoptera; Crambidae
Exons: 2
Coding region: 1-1041 (346 amino acids)
Source: RefSeq, a predicted model, not a curated record
AUGCGCAUAGGUGAAAAGCUACAAGGAUUUUUUGAUUUCGAGGCACAAUGUCAGCUGCUCACCAUCCCACCUCUACCAAUUCCACCACCAGCGAUCUCAGCAUCAGCAACGGCUUCAGCUUCAGCUUCGAUAGUUGAAGAUAUUUACCCACCAGUUUACCCGCCCUUUAAUUACCCGUUCCCAAAUUAUCCCCAACCUAGCCCUAUCAAUUAUCAACCCUCUAAACCUUCUCCACGCUCACAGUAUCUUCUACCUCCUCCUCAGCCAGUAUUUGUUGACCAGCCAUCAGAAAUCUCAGUUUCAUCGGUAGCUUCAGCUUCGAUAGUUGAACAAAUAGCGCCGCCAGUUUACCCCCCAUUUAAUUACCCCAUCCCAAAUUACCUGCAAUCUUCCCCUGUCGUUACACAGUCCCCAAAACCACGUUUACCGUUUCCCCAAAAUCAGUCACCAGAAAUCUCAGUUUCAUCGGUCGCUACAGCUUCGGUAGUUGAAGAAAUAGUCCCACCAGUUUACCCUCCGUUUAAUUACCCUAUCCCUAAUUACCCUUAUAAUUCCCCACCCAUCAUUGCACAACCCCCAAAGCCACACUUACCAUUGCCCUAUCCUUCACCACCAAAAACUGUUCAGCCGCCACCAGAAAUCAUACUCUCAUCGGUUGCUACCUCUACAAUAAUUGAAGAAAUAGCCCCGCCACCGUUUAUUUAUCCCACCCCAAAUUAUCCCCCUCCUUCCCCACCUAUCAUUGUGCAACCCCCAAAACCGUUGCCCUACAUACCUAUACCAAAACCUUUACCAAUACCUCAUCCAGUGGUUGUUAACCCGCCUCAUCCAGUAGUUGUAACCCCGCCAGCCAUAGAAAUAUUGCCGCCAGUGCCGCAAAUUAUCCCGCCAGUGGUUGUGCCAGAAAUACCGCUGCCAGUAACGUGCCCGUAUCUUUCUGCAUUUGCAUCGCCGUUUCUGCCAAUUCUGCCACCAGCUUGCACGGAGUGUUGUCGUUGCCAGCAUUUGAGGAAGAUUCCUAUCGCCCCGCCAAUGAUUUAAUUCAUUUUGAUUAGUUUGUUUUAUUAAAUAAUAAUAAAUAAAUAAAUAAGUAAUAGCUUUAUUUCUAAGAGUAGUACAGACAAAAAAAUUUCAGCGGCCUCUGCACUAAGCUAACGCUUGUAUCGCAGCUGCCAAAUAACACAACUCUAAAAAGUAAAUUACAGAAGCAGUCAGACAGUUUUAUUUUUAUGC